Molecule: messenger RNA, 508 nt
Organism: Orbicella faveolata
Lineage: Eukaryota; Metazoa; Cnidaria; Anthozoa; Scleractinia; Merulinidae
Source: RefSeq, a predicted model, not a curated record
ACAGCCAAUGGGAAGGCAUCAGUUUACUUCAAUAUUUGGACAGCCAGUGAACACCUCCAGACCAACUAGAGGAAUGAAGAGACCCAAGGCAAUGACCACUGAAUCAAGCUAUCGAUGAGUCUGAAGAUGAUGAAGAAUUUGUGUUCCAAGUGCAAGAAGCUUAAACAAGAAAAUGAUCAAUUGAAAAGAAACUUGGAGGAAAUUUUACAAAAUAAAGUUUCUGAGCCACCAAGACCUGGAAAGGUCCAUCCACUGAAUGCUCGCCGUUUUCAGCAGGCCUCCAGACGAGCAUCAGGUACUGGAUGUGCAGCAUGCCUGCUGAAUGCCUUUUACACAAAUGAGGAGUUGAAAGGCAAAAACCUAACUGGAGAAAAUGGCAUAUCAGCAAUUGAUCCAGACAUUCUAAACAGCAUCCUUGGUAAGCAUAAAUUUCAAGAUGUACAAGUUCAUAACUUAGUCAUUGCACUUCUAUGAACCACAAGUAAGUUGUGAGGGUGAAUUAAUCAAC